AGGAGCCCUGAUGUCACCCAGACCAAUCUUCCAAACUAAACAUGAUAUUCAACAUUUUGGUAUCUGGAAGAUGGGGAGGGUUUGUGAGAACAGGCACCUGCUGUGCCUCUAGGACACUUUGAUGGGCGCGGAGAGUUUUUCACGGUGGAUGCCAUGGAUGAGUGAUUUUUAAAGUGCUCUGGAGGGUGCCGUAAAGUCGGAGCAGUUUUCAUAAUGUGUGAGCGGGAGGAGCCCUUCAGUGAGGGGGAGUUGAGGAACAAUAACCAGCCGGGCGGCGUGCUGGCUGACGGCGAUGCCAACGCCAAUGAAAUCCGGGUGGAAGAUGACGGUAAGACUGGGGACACCGGCUCGCUGCUGGGGCCGCCGAGCGAGACGACGGAGCCGGACAAAGUCAUCAUCUGGGGCACGGACUCGCAGUGCGACGACCCCGAGCUGGCUGAGUUUGAGAUGCUGGAGUGCCAGGAGCUGGAGGCUUAUCUGGUGGAGGACGGCGAAGACUUUGUGGGGCUUGCGGAGCGAAAUCAGCUUCAAGAACAUCACUCAUCAUGCAGCACAGCCACACUCGAGCAGGAGUCGGAUAACAGCCGGGAAGAGAGGAAGCCGGUUGUGCGUGAAGCCAGCGAGCAGGAGUCGUCCGCCUCUCAUGUGUCUGAGAGCAGAGAGGCAUCCAGGAAUGAGCUGAGCUCUGAAACGGACGUCUUUGUGACUUGUCUGUCCACCGUUUCCAGCAUGGUCACAGCUGCGGACACUGUGGGAAGGACCCAGAUUACCGACUCCUGGCAGUUUGCCUCCGGGCCUCAAUCGACCAUCUCAGAAGACCUGACUCUGGCUUCUCAGAUCGUCUCUGACAGAGGCAAGGCUGAUCACCCUUCCCUUUCAGCGAGGAAAAGCACAAUACAGCACAAGGAGGUGGACGUGAAUUUGAAUUCGACGGUUCGUUCGGAGGAUGCUGGCUCACAUGCACGCGUGAGUAAUGCCGUUUUAUGCAAGGAAGUCAGGGAUGAGCACAGGAAGAGCAACAACAUGGAAAACAAAGCAGGGAAUCCUGUUUUAGGAGGGGACUGUAAUCGAGGAAGAAGUACUGAGCACAAGUCUUUACCCAAAGUGUUUGAAGAAAGUAACACUAAGAUGGAUAAAAGCACACAAGCUGAUGAAAGCCCACCUAAAACAGGUACAAGGCGGGCUCAAUCGAUUGAUCCUAAAGCCAUGAGAAAGCAAGGCUCAUUCGAUAACACCCUGAAAAAACAAAACUCCUUUGACAGGAGCUUCAAAAAGCAGCCUUCGUUUGAAUAUUCUUUAAAGAAGCAGCUCUCUUUUGAUAACUCCUUAAAAAAGCCGGGCUCUGCGGAGCACACGGUGGUCCCCGGCUCUUCAAGUCUGGAGAGGAGGAAGCCAUGGGUAAGCCCGAGUCGAUCGGUGUCUCCUGCGUCCCCGAAGAACACCUCUUGCUCUCCCAAGAGACGGCCUCCUGGUUCUCCUGCCAAAGUCCAGGGCUCCAGGGCACUGAGCUUGGAGCGCAGCGACUCCCCUUACCGAGGUCUGAGCCAGCCGGUUAAACCACCUGGUAAGACCAGCCUGAGCAGCGGCAUCCCCAAACCCGUCAUGCCUCAACAGAAAGAGUCCGAGCCCAGAAGAUCCUCUCCUCCUCAGAAGCCCAAGAACGUCCGACCUAAAAUAAUCACGUACGUUCGCAAGAAUCCUCAGGCCAAACCGCAAGGCCCCGAUGCCCCUCACGAAACAAGGUUAUCCUCGUACACCAUCCCUCCCCCUCACAAAGAUCCGAAGGCUGCUACUCAACCCAAAUCCACGCCGGUGCUGUGUUCCUCCAACCUGCUCUUCGACAAGUAUCGGCAGGAGAUGCAGAAGGCGGGGUACUGUCCUCCAGGCGGGAUGAAGCCUCCGGGCAGCACCAUCCCACAGAGGCUCGGGGGGAAGUCGGACAGCUUUCACGAAGACAUGCCUGAAAAGUAUCUCCAAGAGCAUGUUUCCCAGGAGGGAGGAAGUGUGUACCGCUCGCCCAGAACCCUGAGACCUCAGCUGGGGUUAGGGGCGGUCACCAGGCAGCCUGCGGCCAAACCUCGAGUUCAGCAGACCGGUCAAAGGUCAGCACCGGGCCAGACAGCUCAGGCCGGCAGAGGGUCCGCUCCGGCCCACCAGGAGCUGGCAGGAGAGCAAAGGAGGUCAGGUCCUGAAACUACCCCCAAAAGCCUCCUGCUCAAAUCAGGCCAGUCCGGCCUCCGUCCUCCGGGCUUCUCCGCCCUUCCACCUGCACGCCUGGCUGCUUUUGGCUUCGUCCGCACCUCGAGCGGCUCGUCUGCGUCCAGCAACCAGUCCAACGACAGCGGACACUCUCAGCUCUCAAGAAAAGACUUGCAGAGGGACACAGAGGCAGCUCAGUCACCAAAGUCUUCCCCGAAGAGAUUUGCUGUGGUUUCGCCGAAGCCUCAGUCUCCUGUUCGUGGACGCCCGGCGGCGGCCGGCCAGGGCGGCGUCCGGGCCGACAGGGCUCAGGAGCUGGACCGGGCCCUCAUCCAGCAGCUGCGCGAGCGCUGCGAGCGGCAGGCCCUGCAGCUGCAGACCCUCCAGGCCCAGCUGAAGAAGGCCUCGCUGUGCCUGGAUGUUUUCAGCAUCACCACCCAGCACUUCUGCCACCAGAGCGAGAGUGCCAUCGUGAAGGAGAGGGAGCUUUCCCUGGAGCUCGCCAGAAUCAGGGAUGAAGUGGCUUUCAGUGUUGCACACUGGGAGAAACUGCAGCGGGAGAAGGAGGAGCAGGAGCGGCGUUUCGAGGCCGAGCUGCAGCGGCUGCGGGCUCAGCAGCAGAGGGAGCUGGGAGCGCUGGAGGAGCGGCUGAAGGCGCGGCACGCCGAGCAGACCCACAGCCUGCGGGCCCAGCAGCGGGCCGAGCUGGACGAGCUGCGCUGCAAGCAGCAGGAGCAGCUGGAGGAGAUGAGUGAGAGCCAUGAGGCGUCCCUGGUGGAGAUGGAGACGACUCACAACGACACUCUGGCCACUCUGCAGGAGGAACACGCCAGGACUGUAAAGAAUUUAAAGAUGGCCCACGAGCAGCAGAGGAAGUCUCUGGAGGAGGAGUUUGAGAAGAUCAGACUGUCACUGCAGGACCAGGUGGACACGCUGACGUUUCAGAAUCGAAGCCUCAGAGAUCGGGCCAAGAGAUUUGAAGAAGCACUUCGCCGGAGCACGGACGAGCAGAUCGUGGAUGCUUUAGCACCAUAUAAACACAUAGAAGAGGACCUGAAGAGCCUGAAAGAAGUCCUAGAGAUGAAAAAUCAGCAAAUCCAUCAGCAGGAGCUGAAGAUUACCGAACUGGAGAAAAUACAGGCUGAAAAGAAUGUGUACCUGGAGGAGAAACUGCAAGUGCUGCAGCAGCAGAACGAAGACCUGAAGGAGCGAAUAGACAAGAACCUCGCCGUGUCCAGGCAACUUUCUGAGGAAAACGCCAACCUGCAGGUGCACGUGGAGAAGGAGAGCAACGAGAAGAAGCGUCUGAGCCGCACCAACGAGGAGCUGCUGUGGCGCCUGCAGACGGGCGAGCUGAGCCCUCGCAUGUCCCCGAGCUCGUCCCCGGUCCACCGGCCGCCCUCCGGACAGGGCUCCCCGGCCCGCCCGCACUCCUACCAUCAAUGACGCUUCAGCCGAAGCUCACUAAUCAGACUCUUUCAUUUCAUCCAAUGUCAGAAGACU
Messenger RNA from Salarias fasciatus (jewelled blenny), 3702 nucleotides. RefSeq names its product microtubule associated tumor suppressor candidate 2b (gene mtus2b). The transcript is spliced from 13 exons. Gene Ontology annotation, cellular component: cytoplasm; nucleus. Gene Ontology annotation, molecular function: microtubule binding. NCBI's taxonomy places the organism in Eukaryota, Metazoa, Chordata, Actinopteri, Blenniiformes, Blenniidae. The record is from RefSeq and is a predicted model, not a curated record. The coding region runs from base 214 to 3645 and encodes 1143 amino acids.